AUGGAUGAAAGAGAAGCUUUGAGAGAGAGUAUUCUAUCUCAAGAACAAGAAUUUCAUUCUUCUUCUUCUCUAAUCUCUUAUUUAUACGUUGGCCACUUUUUAGCUAGAUGGGGUUCCAGAAUGUGGGAAUUCUCAGUUGGUUUAUAUAUGAUAAGUAUUUGGCCAGACUCGUUGCUGUAUGCAGCAAUAUAUGGUGCUGUUGAAUCUGCUUCCAUUGCAAUUUUUGGUCCAAUUAUUGGAAAAUGGGUUGAUAAUUUGACUUAUCACAAGGUUUUGAAAUUAUGGUUGGUGACACAAAAUCUAUCGUUUAUUAUUGCCGGUGCCACCGUAGUUUCCUUACUUGUCUUCUCAUCUUUGAAGUUUACAAAUUUCCCAGUUUUCUUACUACUGGUGGUGAUAAUCAAUACCUGUGGUGGCAUUGGUGUACUUUCAACUCUUUCUGGUACUAUCCUGAUAGAAAGAGAAUGGUUGUUGGUUAUAUCGGAAGGUCAACCGCCGGAAUUACUGACAAAGAUGAACUCAGUUACGAGACGCAUCGAUCUAACAUGCAAGUUACUUGCACCUGUUAUAACUGGUUUUAUAAUAAGCUUUGUAUCACUUAAAGCAUCUGCUAUAACACUAGCACUUUGGAAUAGUGUUUCUGUUUGGGUGGAGUAUUGGCUUUUUACAUCAGUAUAUAAUGGGAUUCCGGCUUUGCGUCAAAGUAGCCAAAGGAGAACCGAAAGGCUCUCGCAAAGUGAUCUAGAAAGGACUAAUUCAACUUCUGAGGGAGAUAGUUUGCUUAUUGAUAGCUCGGAAUCGGUAGAUGUAAAAAGCAGGACAGGAUUUUCCGAGUGGAUUUCGAAAAUCUCGUAUGUUGAUGCUUGGAGAGUUUAUUUACGGCAAGAAGUUGUCUUUCCUGGACUAGCUCUGGCUUUGCUGUUUUUCACUGUACUCAGCUUUGGAACUUUGAUGACAGCCACUUUAGAAUGGGAAGGUAUACCUGCGUAUGUUAUUGGAAUCGCGCGAGGAAUAAGCGCUGUAAUUGGAAUAGCUGCGACAGUUUUAUAUCCUGUUCUACAGAAUCAUAUAUCGGCUAUUAGAACCGGACUUUGGUCUAUCUGGUCUCAGUGGACUUGUCUACUACCUUGUUUAGCUGCAAUUUGGAUCGAAACUGGCAUGUCGUCGUCGUAUAUUUUGAUGGGAAGUGUCGCAAUAUCUCGGCUUGGAUUGUGGAUGUUUGACUUAUCCGUACUUGAACAGAUGCAGAGCCUUGUUCCUGAAUCGGAUCGUUUGAUCGUUGGAGGCGUUCAGAAUUCACUUCAGUCCUUCAUGGAUUUAUUAGCCUAUGUUAUGGGAAUCAUAAUAUCUGAUCCAAAGGAGUUCUGGAAGUUGAGUUUAUUAUCAUUUCUGGCUGUCACGUUAGCUGCAUUCCUCUACUGCAUCCAUGUGUUCCGCGUGCGGAAGCAUAUCUUUCACUUUGAAAAACUUAUCUGGUGUAAUUCUUCUGCAUGA
This is a messenger RNA of Lathyrus sativus (Indian pea), 1494 nucleotides long. The record is from the annotation of a GenBank genome assembly. NCBI's taxonomy places the organism in Eukaryota, Viridiplantae, Streptophyta, Magnoliopsida, Fabales, Fabaceae.